Messenger RNA from Pogona vitticeps (central bearded dragon), 3125 nucleotides. RefSeq names its product WD and tetratricopeptide repeats 1 (gene WDTC1). Gene Ontology annotation, cellular component: cytoplasm; Cul4-RING E3 ubiquitin ligase complex. Gene Ontology annotation, molecular function: protein binding. Gene Ontology annotation, biological process: negative regulation of fatty acid biosynthetic process. The record is from RefSeq and is a predicted model, not a curated record. Lineage: Eukaryota; Metazoa; Chordata; Lepidosauria; Squamata; Agamidae.
GAGGUCGGGUCCCGGCCAGGGCUGCGAGCGGGGCCGGCGGCGGCUGACUCUCACACCCACCCCCGGCGUCGCCCCUGCCUUGCCUCAGCCUUGCCUCAGCCCCGGCCCCGGGGUCGGGCCGCCCCCCCCCCCCUGCAUGGAAGUUCAAGGGCUUCGUCCACUGGCUGCGGCAGCGGCUGAGCCGGCCCUGAGGAGGCCUGACAGGUAAUUUCAAUGUCUUCUCUGUGGACAUGAACUCUACUGGAAUGCUUGGAUUCACAGCAACAUCUCCACUAGCUUGCUUUCAUCGGCGUAGUUGUGAGAAGAUGGCAAAAACAAACAUUACUAGAGACCUAAUCCAAAGGCAACUUAAGGAGAAGGGUGCCCUCGGUUUUGAACGACACUAUCAUGUUACUGACCCAUUCAUCCAGCGCCUGGGCUUGGAGGCAGAGCUGCAGGGUCACACUGGUUGUGUCAACUGUCUGGAAUGGAAUGAAAAGGGAAACUUGCUGGCUUCUGGCUCUGAUGACCAGCACACAAUUGUGUGGGAUCCCCUGCAUCAUAAGAAGUUGCUUUCCAUGCAUACAGGGCACACAGCAAACAUAUUCUCUGUCAAAUUCUUGCCACAUGCAGAGGAUCGGAUACUCAUUACUGGGGCUGCUGAUUCCAAGGUGCAUGUCCAUGAUUUGACUGUGAAAGAAACCAUCCAUAUGUUUGGAGAUCACAAGAACAGAGUCAAGCGUAUUGCCACGGCUCCCAUGUGGCCCAACACUUUUUGGAGUGCAGCUGAAGAUGGGCUGAUCAGACAGUAUGAUCUACGAGAGAACAGCAAACACUCUGAGGUCCUGAUAGAUCUGACAGAAUACUGUGGGCAGCUUGUGGAGGCAAAGUGUCUCACUGUCAACCCCCAGGACAAUAACUGCCUAGCGGUGGGAGCCAGUGGACCAUUUGUACGGAUCUAUGAUAUACGCAUGAUCCACAACCACAGAAAAACCAUGAAACAGAAUCCCACAGCUGGAGUCCAUACGUUCUGUGAUCGGCAGAAACCCCUCCCAGAUGGUGCAGCUCAGUACUAUGUAGCAGGGCAUCUUCCAGUGAAAUUACCUGACUACAAUAACCGGCUGAGAGUUCUGGUAGCGACAUAUGUCACCUUCAGUCCUGAUGGUACAGAGCUCUUGGUGAACAUGGGAGGAGAGCAGGUUUACUUAUUUGACCUGACUUACAAGCAGCGGCCAUAUACUUUUCUUCUGCCAAAGAAAUGUCACACUUCAGGAGAAGUGCAGAAUGGGAAAACAUCGACCAAUGGAGUAUCAAAUGGCAUCCAUCUCCACAGCAAUGGGUUUAGGCUUUCUGAGGGGCGAGCACACACAAGUCCACAGGUGGAACUACCUCCCUACUUGGAGAAAAUUAAAUUGCAGGCCAAUGAGGCUUUUGCCUGUCAACAGUGGACUCAAGCCAUCCAGCUUUAUAGCAAAGCUGUGCAGAGAGCCCCCAGCAAUGCCAUGCUGUAUGGAAAUAGAGCGGCUGCCUACAUGAAGCGCAAAUGGGACGGGGAUCACUAUGAUGCUUUGAGAGACUGCUUAAGGGCCAUUUCCUUGAAUCCAUGCCACCUUAAGGCUCACUUCCGCUUGGCCCGCUGUCUCUUUGAGCUGAAGUAUGUGGCAGAAGCACUGGAGUGUCUGGAUGACUUCAAAGGAAAGUUCCCGGAACAAGCCCACAGCAGUGCUUGUGAUGCUCUGGACCGAGACAUCAAUGCAGCCCUCUUUUCAAAAAGCGAUAAUGCAGAAGACAAGAAAGGUAGCGGCCCCAUCUGGCUUCGAGCAACUGGGCGCAAAGAUUCCAUCUCAGAGGAUGAGAUGGUACUGAGGGAGCGCAGCUAUGACUACAAAUUCAGAUACUGUGGCCAUUGCAACACCACCACAGACAUCAAGGAAGCUAACUUUUUUGGCAGCAAUGCACAAUACAUUAUCAGUGGUUCUGAUGAUGGUUCCUUCUUCAUCUGGGAGAAAGAAACAACCAACCUGGUGCGGGUGCUGCAGGGUGAUGAGUCCAUUGUCAACUGUCUCCAGCCUCAUCCAAGUUACUGCUUCCUGGCCACCAGUGGCAUUGACCCUGUUGUACGGCUGUGGAAUCCUAGGCCAGAGAGUGAAGCACUGAAUGGCCGGGUGGUAGAAGACAUGGAAGGCGCUUCCCAAGCCAACCAAAGGCGAAUGAAUGCUGACCCACUGGAGGUCAUGCUCUUGAACAUGGGCUACCGGAUCACUGGAUUGACCGGUGGUGGAGCUGGAGGCUCAGACGAUGAAGAUGGCUCUGAGGGGCAGGUCCACUGCCGGACCAGCUAAAGCUGAAUUGCCUCUCCUUCCCUUACUUUUGUUUUCUUUUUGUUUGAAGGGAAAUCUAGUUUGCUCUGUUUGAACUCUGACGAACGACUGCACUGUUUCACACUAUGCACAGAGUAGGACAUGCCAGCAGGGACAGGAGUGGCUUUGUUUAACUGCUGCUACAGUUUUCUUCCCCUUUGCCCUGUUCCACUGUUGAGCAGCAUGGUAAUGCAGCCUGUUGAGUUUUGCCUCCUAGCAGACUAUACAUCUGUGCAAGGAUUUCUUUUCUACAUUGUUGACAAGCAGUGUAAAAUCGAAACAAAACUGGUAACUAUCUUCUUUUCUCCUGCUGCCUAGCCUGGAUGGUGGGAGGCCUUGCCUACGCAAAGUAGUGUUGCAGAGAGGAUGUUUGAAACUCAAUAAAAAUGUAAACUAGGGCAGGGAUGGUGGAAUUAAGUUUCAUGCAGUGAUCUCUGUCUCUGAAUUUUGGUUUGCCUGCUGUGCUGCUAGCUAUGGGUUUGUAAUCUGGCCCUUUUGGUCCCUCAGUCAGCCUGUAGGACAGCUGAUAAGUAUUUUCCAAUCCUUGCAUCUAAAACCUGACGAUGACAAAGUAGCCAAGUAAACAUGAGCACCUUAGUUAAGUAUGGAGGUGGCAGAAUACAUAGCACCAGGCAGAGAGUUCAUUUUCUGGCUGUGGUAUAUGUUAUUUCUUUCAUGUACAGAGACUAAGAGAAAUGGCUGUAAAAAGGAGACACCAACCCAGGGCUUGGUUAACUAUGUGACUCAAGCUAGUAAAAAGAUCUGAUUUUGCUGCUGUUUUGGAAA